This is a messenger RNA of Daphnia pulicaria, 711 nucleotides long. Its product is annotated as transmembrane protease serine 11G-like. The coding region runs from base 33 to 596 and encodes 187 amino acids. Gene Ontology annotation, molecular function: serine-type endopeptidase activity. NCBI's taxonomy places the organism in Eukaryota, Metazoa, Arthropoda, Branchiopoda, Diplostraca, Daphniidae. The transcript is spliced from 5 exons. The record is from RefSeq and is a predicted model, not a curated record. Gene Ontology annotation, biological process: proteolysis.
UGAAAAAAAAAGCGGACGAUGCCGAAGUCACAAUGCGAAUCCAGCAGAUAGAUGUUCACGAAAACUACGAUCAACUAACGAAGAUCAACGACAUCGCAAUUGUGACGCUCGACUCGCCCGUGAAAUUCACCGACAGAAUUUCGACCGUCUGCCUGCCGCAAGAGUGCCACACAGCAGGCAAUGAUGGUGUAAGAUAUUCAUAUUCCCGAAUCCCGGGAUGGGGAAACAAUAAGAAAGGACAAAGACACUCGAAUGUCCUUCUCCACAUAAGCGCCCAGAUUUCAAAAAGCAACGAGGCUUGUAUGAAUGAUACAACCUAUGAUGGCCAACUAGUGAUGAUGAAAAUUCAAUUAGCCGACCAAAUGAUUUGCGGCUUAGCCUUGGGCCAAGAACGUUAUCGCGGGAGAUUGUGUCAGUAUCACGACGGUGGUCCUAUGAUACUAGAGAGGCCCGUUAGCAGAGAUGAUGAGUGUCCCUGGCUACAACUUGGCAUCUUUAGUUCGGCAUAUGGAUGCAAUGGAAACGCUGAGCCGGAUGUUUACACCAGAUUGACGUCAUUCUGGACCUGGAUCGAUAAUAAGGUUAAUCCGUGGUAAUACAAAAGGAUAAUCUGAUUCGAAAAAAUUCAAAUGUCUGGUUGUUAAAAAAAAUGAUGAGGAACCUGCUCAUUUUGGUCGCUACACAAUACAAUUGAUUUGCCAAAAAUCCAAU